UGCAUUUCAACACUUGUAAUCAUUACACUAUAUUUGUGUAUAUAGUGUAAGUUUUCACAGUACUACUAGCUAUAUAUAUAUCAGGUAAUGGCGUCCGUAACUGUAGAGCAAAUCCGAAAGGCUCAGCGAGCUGAAGGUCCGGCCACCAUCCUCGCCAUUGGCACCGCCGUUCCUGCCAACUGUUUCAACCAAGCUGAUUUUCCCGACUACUACUUUCGUGUCACCAAAAGUGAACACAUGACUGAUCUCAAAAAGAAGUUCCAACGAAUGUGUGAAAAAUCCACUAUAAAAAAGCGUUACUUGCACUUGACCGAAGAGCAUCUGAAGCAGAACCCACAUCUGUGCGAGUACAAUGCACCAUCUCUGAACACACGCCAAGACAUGUUGGUGGUUGAAGUUCCCAAGCUUGGGAAGGAGGCUGCAAUCAAUGCCAUCAAAGAAUGGGGCCAACCCAAGUCCAAGAUCACCCAUCUCAUCUUCUGCACCGGCUCCUCCAUCGACAUGCCAGGAGCCGAUUACCAAUGCGCCAAGCUUCUCGGCCUCCGACCCUCGGUGAAGCGAGUGAUGCUGUAUCAACUCGGCUGUUAUGCCGGUGGAAAAGUUCUUCGCAUAGCCAAGGACAUAGCAGAGAACAACAAGGGCGCUAGAGUUCUCAUUGUGUGCUCUGAGAUCACAGCUUGUAUCUUUCGCGGGCCCUCGGAGAAACAUUUGGAUUGCUUGGUGGGGCAAUCUCUGUUCGGAGACGGGGCAUCUUCGGUCAUCGUUGGUGCCGACCCUGAUGCCUCGGUAGGCGAGCGGCCGAUCUUCGAGUUGGUUUCAGCUGCGCAGACGAUUUUGCCUAACUCGGAUGGAGCCAUAGCCGGGCACGUAACGGAAGCCGGGCUGACAUUUCACUUGCUGAGGGACGUGCCAGGGUUGAUCUCCCAAAACAUUGAGAAGAGCUUGAUUGAGGCCUUCACUCCGAUUGGGAUUAAUGACUGGAACAACAUAUUCUGGAUUGCACAUCCCGGUGGACCUGCCAUUCUGGACGAGAUAGAGGCCAAGCUCGAGCUGAAGAAGGAGAAGAUGAAGGCGUCUCGUGAAAUGCUGAGCGAGUACGGGAACAUGUCAUGUGCAAGCGUUUUCUUCAUAGUAGAUGAGAUGAGGAAACAGUCGUCGAAGGAAGGGAAGUCUACCACCGGAGAUGGACUGGAGUGGGGCGCUCUCUUCGGGUUUGGACCGGGUCUGACGGUGGAGACGGUGGUCUUGCACAGCGUGCCCACAAACGUCUAAUGAAUAAUUUGUUAUCGCUAGCUUGUCAAAUCAAGCUUUACUAUGUAUUGUGGUCGUUAAUUAGUUUAUACUUUGAUGUUGAUCAAUAAUUAUAUACCUCAUCUAAUAAAAUGAUCAAAUAUAUUUUUAUAUA
This is a messenger RNA of Humulus lupulus (European hop), 1405 nucleotides long. Its product is annotated as phloroisovalerophenone synthase. The coding region runs from base 88 to 1272 and encodes 394 amino acids. The record is from RefSeq and is a predicted model, not a curated record. NCBI's taxonomy places the organism in Eukaryota, Viridiplantae, Streptophyta, Magnoliopsida, Rosales, Cannabaceae. The transcript is spliced from 2 exons. Gene Ontology annotation, molecular function: acyltransferase activity, transferring groups other than amino-acyl groups. Gene Ontology annotation, biological process: polyketide biosynthetic process.